Molecule: messenger RNA, 1344 nt
Organism: Octodon degus (degu)
Lineage: Eukaryota; Metazoa; Chordata; Mammalia; Rodentia; Octodontidae
Gene: Adm
Product: adrenomedullin
Exons: 4
Coding region: 161-709 (182 amino acids)
Biological process (GO): positive regulation of heart rate; adrenomedullin receptor signaling pathway; adenylate cyclase-activating G protein-coupled receptor signaling pathway
Cellular component (GO): extracellular region
Molecular function (GO): hormone activity; adrenomedullin receptor binding
Source: RefSeq, a predicted model, not a curated record
UGGUGACACUAGGCAGAGCAACUCCAGUCUUACCACUUCUGUCUGCUCGCCGCAGUCAGUCUUGGACUUUGGGGUUUCGCCACUGUCAGAGGACGUCUCGGACUUUCUCCUGCAAGCACUUGGCAGAUCACUCUUUCAGCAGGGUCUGUGCAUCGUCAGAAUGAAACUGUUUUCGGUCGCCCUGGUGUUCCUGGGCUCUCUGGCCUUCUUGGGCGCGGACGCUGCGUGGCUCGACGGGGCGUCUGAGACCAUAAAGAAAUGGAAUAAAUGGGCUGUCAGUCGUGGGAAGAGAGAACUGCCGGCGUCCAGCAGAAACCCAACUGGGCUCGCAAACGCGAAGGCCGGAUUGGCACAGAAGGCCCCAGCGCCACAGAAUUUGGAGAGUGCCCCUGCGCGUCCUCAAGCCAGUGGUACGGGGGCCGUCCUCAACCGAGUGAAGCGCUACCGGCAAGGCUUCAGAAGCUUUGGCUGCCGCUUCGGAACAUGCACGGUGCAGAAGCUGGCGCACCAGAUUUACCAAUUUACAGACAAGGACAAGGACGGCGUCGCCCCUCGAAGCAAGAUCAGUCCCCAGGGCUACGGUCGCCGGAGGCGUCGUUCCCUGCCGGAAGCCGAGCAGGACCGGACUCUGGUGUCGGCCGAGUCACAGGCUGGCGCGGCCCCUGGCUCCAAGGUGCACCGAGUGCUCGCCACCCUCCGGAGGAUUUAGGCUCCUGGGCUUCAGCAGGGGACCAGGCUGAGACUGUCAGUCCUGCAGAGACUUGGAGUAGAGGACGCGCAGUCUGGCCAGAGCCCUGGCUUUGCAGGACAACCCUUCCUCCCUUUCAGGGUAAUGGUUUCCUCACUCUGUUCAGGGCCUGAGUCCCUCCUCCCUGGGGAUGGGGUGGGCACGGGACUCACGGGUGGGGGCUGAGCCACUGCCUUGCCCAUCCAUGAACCAAUUUCUCGUGGGGUGUCACCCUACCGGGGCGCAAGCCUCAAUAUUAUUACUUGAACUUUCCAAAACCUAGAGAGGAAAAGUGCAAUGUGUGUUGUACGUACAUACAGAGAUAACUAUCAAUAUUUAAGUUUCUUGCUGUCAAGAUUAUUUUGUAACUUCAAAUAUAUAGAGAUAUUUUUGUACGUUAUAUAUUGCAUUAAAAGGGCAUUUUAGAGCAAUUCUAUCCCCCUCCUAUUUUAAGAAGUGAACGUUUUAGUGAGGUGUAAUGUUUGGGUUCGUGGAGUGCGUGCGUGCGUGCGUGUGUGUCUGUGCAUAAAAUAACAGUGCACCUGAAUACUGCCUGUGGAAGGGAACAUUGUGUCUGUAUAAUCUAUUUACAUAAAAUGGGUGAUAUGCGAACAGCA